Cylicostephanus goldi is the source of this 473-nucleotide messenger RNA. The record is from the annotation of a GenBank genome assembly. Lineage: Eukaryota; Metazoa; Nematoda; Chromadorea; Rhabditida; Strongylidae.
AUGGUGACGCUUAGAGAAAAGAAGGCUGAUGCUAGUGGACAAGAAGAGAAGGAUAUGAAUGGUGAGAUUCGGCUUCGCUUUGAUCCAAUCGCUGUUGAUAAACUGUACUCGGAGCUCAUUGCAAAAUAUCCUACCCAUCUACCGCUGCUUCUCACAAAGAUGAAACUUCUCAUGGACAAAAAGCGUUCUACAACGGAGGCCGAUACAAUGCGCCUGAUUAUCCAACAAAUUCUCGAGCAGUGUCGAGUUGAUGAAGUGCUGAAGUACUUAGGAGCCAGACAGGAUCAUAAUCUAGACCAAAUUUCUCUCAAAAAGAAUAUGGACGAGCGCAAAGCGGCUAUAAUUGACUGCUUGUUGGCUCGCGCACACAUGGUUGUUGAUUUAUAUCUCAAAAUGACUGAUGAUUUAGCGGACGUUUUCCACAAACCUCUGGCGCCAGUAUUCGGUCUCAGUUCAUCUAAGGUCAGCUAGAU